Molecule: messenger RNA, 1184 nt
Organism: Brassicogethes aeneus
Lineage: Eukaryota; Metazoa; Arthropoda; Insecta; Coleoptera; Nitidulidae
Source: the annotation of a GenBank genome assembly
AAAUCGUCAAAGUAAACGUCAAACUCAGGGUGGAAGACCACCCUGGUCAAACUAUUAAAACUCUGAUUAUUAUUAUUAAUAAUAAGAAAACGUUUUCUGUGAUAAAAAUGUUUUAGUGACUAAUUUUUAUUACUUUUUAUAAAAGGUCAAUUAACUGUAAUUUUUGUAAUUACUACAAACUACAGUUUGUACUGUUAUCCAAAGGUACAAAGUUUCAAAGGUAUUAUUUGCAAAAAACAAAAUGCAGGAAGCAUACGUGAAUAUUAACGGCAUUAGAACAAAAAUAACGACCUUUGGUCCAUGGAUUGAGGAGUCUAUAAAACCCAAUGAAAACAUAGUGGUUGUGAUACCUGGUAACCCGGGUAUUAAUAGUUUUUAUGAUGUUUUCUCCAGAAAAAUCCAUGAAAAACUCGGGUACCCCGUUUGGGUAGUGGGACAUGCUGGCCAUAACAUCCCAGAACAAUCUAUUGACCCAUUACCUACAGAAAGUGAUGUAUAUGGGCUUAAAGGACAAGUACAACACAAACUUGACUUUUUAAAGAAGUACAUCCCUGAAAGUGCCACAAUACAUCUCAUAGGACAUUCCAUAGGAUCGUACAUGAUCCUAGAGCUUUUAGAAGACAAUUUCGUACAAAAGAAAAUGUCUACAACUUCUCUACUAUUCCCCACCGUCGAGUAUAUGAGAGAAACUUCAAACGGGAUAUUUAUGACCAGUAUUGUAAAACACACAGUCUGGCUAAUACUAUUUUUAUCAUGGAUUUUCACCAUGCUUCCAGGAUUCAUACAAAAUAUACUCCUAACUGUUUACUGCACAAUAGCUAAAAUACCACCACACAACAAAAAAAGUAUAAUCGAACUUAUUAACCCCGAACUACUCAGCCGAGUGUUCAGUUUGGCCAUGGAGGAAAUGGAUGAGGUUCGCGAGAGAAACAACGAAGCAAUACGAAAUAAUGUCGGGAAAAUUCGCUUUUUAUACGGCGCUACGGACGGCUGGGCCCCCGAAAAAUAUUACAAUAAAAUCGUUGGGGAUGUUGUUGGUGUGAAAGCUGAGUUAUCGCGCGGUUUUAACCACGCGUUCGUGCUGAGGCAGAGCAUUCCCGUCGCAGAGACCGUUUGUAAUUAUAUACAGUCGAAUAAUUAACUUUUGUACGGUUAUUAAUUCAAUAAAUAAUGAUAUUUUUAAA